AUUUUGUCAAGAGUAGCUGAUAAAAUUAAAUAGUAUGCGACUGUUAUGAGCAAACUUGCUCAAUAACGUCUAAUCGAGAUGUAUAUUGAAAUCGUUGCCUUGCUUUUGGCUGCGGUUGCACCCGCAUCUGGCGUUGAACCACUGCCAGAUCGUGCAACGCUGACCAAACUACUGGACGAAAUAGAUGGCGCUGCAACGACAAUGGCGGUUUGUGUUAAUCCUCCAGCGGGACUUCCGAAAUUACGUCACGGAUAUGAUGUCGGGUAUUUAGAUCAGGUACCACUUGGCGUCGGAAGUAACGAUGGAACUAAACGUGUUGCCUUAGACUACACAUGCAAUGAAGGGAAGAAAUGGCGCAAUCCACAAAAUAAUGUCCUGUAUGAUCUGCCUGACCAGGUCUCAAGAAUCGCCCUAGUGCCUGGAGGAAUCCUGCAGUUCACAUCACACCUCUGGAAAUCCAACGAUGACAUAAAACUGGAUUGGGGAGACAAGGCUGGUAUUGAACUCGGCAACGACAGUGAUUCAACGCCAGAUGGUACAGGUGAAUUCAGUUUUAGUGAUUCCUACAAGAACCUCUACCAAGCUAUAUCAUCCCAGAGAAGAUUCGUUGAGGAUGUCUCCAGUUUUGUGUCCGCAUUCAGAGUGGACUUCAAAUCCCCUGGACAGAUCCAGCUAAACAGUGGAGCACAAACAUUCAUCAGCAGGUUUCUGCCAAACACAUAUGAAGCAAAUCCUGAUGCCUGGGACGCAUUCAUCGACUAUUAUGGCACACACUAUUAUGAGAGUGGAAAUUUUGGAGGAUUGUUAAAAAUGACUAUGGAGACUCAAAAAGAAGUCGUUGCACAAUUAGGAGAAAGCGCGACUUCGAGAAAUGCUGAAUUGACGUUCAAGAAUUGGAUUGGAAUAUUAGGUGGGCACUCAGAAUCAGCGUCUAGAGUGGACGCUAGAUUUACCAGGAGUACAUCAUCGACACAAAGGUAUUUCGGUGGCCAAGGAAAUCUACUCGACCCGCAAUUCUACAGAAAAUGGGUACCAACAAUUGCCACCAACCCUUGGCUGUUUGCUGGAAGGCUAAGGCCGAUGUCUUAUCUGUUCCCACGAGCAAAGAUUUCUGGAAUGAACAAGGCGAUUAAGGUUUCCUUGAAUAAAGCCAGGCUUGAAGACAUGAAGACUGGUUUAAAUGGACACAUAGCCAACCUUCGGAAUCUACAGACAACAGGUAGUUGGGCUGCAUGCACUGGGGCUUCACCUGAUAGGCAGUGCCAUAGACGGCUUCCCAUUAUCGACUUAGGUUGUACAAUCCAAGGUUGCAGAUGGUCCACAUGGCCAGCAAGACGUAAUGCUUAUAUAGCAGAAGCACGAGCUGUAUUGCCGAGAAUUACUGCUGAGGAACGUAAUAAAGGCAGAAAUGAUGCAGGAGUGAAUGCCUUGGGGAGACAAACUAAAAAUAUUCUCAACAAGAUGGACACGAAGGCUCCAUUGUUAACAAGAGCGCUGACGGGGUCUGCACAAGUGUGCCGUUGUGGGUACAGACGCUGUCGAUGUGGGGCUCCAGCUGGACCAAUGGCGACUAUUAAAGCAUCACAGCCUUUUUUCAAUAACUGGAGAUAAAUGUGGGCUGAUAUGACAGAAUAAGUGAAAUUCAAAGUGAUUUUAAUGUGAUACUAUUAAAAUACACAUAAAAUGAAUUAUAUA
Molecule: messenger RNA, 1695 nt
Organism: Owenia fusiformis
Lineage: Eukaryota; Metazoa; Annelida; Polychaeta; Sabellida; Oweniidae
Source: the annotation of a GenBank genome assembly